Molecule: messenger RNA, 929 nt
Organism: Solanum stenotomum
Lineage: Eukaryota; Viridiplantae; Streptophyta; Magnoliopsida; Solanales; Solanaceae
Exons: 2
Coding region: 293-685 (130 amino acids)
Source: RefSeq, a predicted model, not a curated record
AAUUCAUUUUCCUCAAGCCAUCAAAAAACAAAACAAUCAUUUCAAACAAACAAAAAAAUCCAUCAAGCUAUGGCUUCAAUGCAAUGCUACAAAGAAGAAGGCAAAGAGUUCGAUUACUAUAGUUAUGGAAACCAAAAACCAACUUCUUACUCGAACUCUGGAUACGAACAAUCUUACUACGAGAAAGAAAAGUGUUAUGAAACCAAACCUGAAAUGAUGGGCUACGGCUCUAGCCAUGGUCAUCAACAUGGUAGCAACCCAUGUGGGCCAAUGAUGGGCCAUAGCACGGGCCAUGGAAUGGGCUACGGUACGGGCCACAACAGUACUUCUCAUGGGAUGGGCUAUGGUACGGGCCACAACGGUACUUCUCAUGGAAUGGGCUAUGGCACGGGCCACAACAAUACUCAUGGGAUGGGCUAUGGUACGGCCCACAACAUACACAAACCUAAGCCCAAUGGGCUUGGAAUGGGCUUGGGCUUCGGAGCGGGCACGCCUUUGGGCCAUGUUAUGGGCUUUGGAAAGAAACAUGAGGGACAUAGUAGCUAUGGAAUGGGCUCUUCGGGUUGCACCACUUACAAGAAACAACACCGUAGGAGAAAUGGUUACGGCAGUGGCAGCGAUUGCAGCGACAGCAGUGAUGACGAGCGUCAUUGCUAAAUUAAUUACUACAGGGUUUCAUGUGUAGCAGCCUGGCUUAUGAGAAGGAAAAGAUUGAAUUAUAUGUCCCAGUACUAUAAGGGAGUAUUGUAUGAUAAUAAAAAAUAAGAAGCAAAUCAGCUAUGGCUAGCUAUAUCGACUACUGAAGUAGAUUAUGAAAUCUUAAGUUGUGUGUAUGUGUACGUGUUGGUACUUUAAGUAUCAAUAUUAAUGUAACUGCUUAUUACCUUUGGCAAUAAAACUACGUUAUUUGUGUCGAUUAUAUACAACAA